AUGUAUGGUACUGAAAAGAACAGGGAUGAUUUAGAUGUGGACACCGUUGCGGAUGGCAUCCAGCGUCGUGUGCAGCAGCGGCGUUUGGGCCGCGCAGACGUCUCUCAUCGCUACCAUCGAGUCUUAAAGGGAAUGGCCGCAGAACUAUCGGAGGAAGCCCUGGAAUACAUUCGAAGCCUGGAUGAGGUUGAGUACGUGUCCGAGGAUGGUGUGGCUCACGCGAUGGGACAGCCAUGGGGACUGGACCGUAUCGACCAGAGAGACCUCCCCCUUGAUCAAAGCUACAAAACCUUCUCUGAAUUCAAGCAAGGAGCGGGUGUUGAGAUUUGGGUUUUGGACACCGGAAUCCGACCGACCCACAAAGAAUUUGGAGGCAGGGCGUCAAUUGAACUUGACACGUAUGGUGAAGAUGGUACAGACUGCAAUGGCCAUGGAACUCACUGCGCCGGUAUCGCGGCGGGCUCAUUUUAUGGAGUGGCCAAAAAGGCCAGCAUCAAGUCUAUCAAAGUCUUGGGUCCUUGCGAUUCAAAUGGUGGCUACAGUCGAAUCAUCAAAGGUUUUGACCACGUUCUCAAGAAUGCCAAGAAGCCAGCAGUUGUCUCCAUGUCUAUCGGUGGCACCAAAUCCUGGUCCAUGGAGCAGGCCGUCAAGAAGGUCGUCUGGGACGGCAUACCGGUUGUCGUAGCGGCUGGCAACAGUAACAAAAAGGCCUGCGACACAUCACCAGCUUAUCUGGGAGAGGUGAUAACCGUUGGAGCAACUAGGAGCAACGACCAGCGAGCAAGCUAUUCUAACUAUGGGGAGUGCGUGGACAUCUUUGCCCCGGGCAGCCAGAUCCCAAGUGCUUACUGGAAAUCAGACACAUCUGUCAAGACCAUGGGAGGAACCUCCAUGGCUUGUCCUCAUGUUGCCGGACUUUCGGCUCUGUACUUGGCUCAAAAUCCAGGCCUAAAGCCAGCUGGGGUGAAGUUUAAACUCAGGAAAGAUGCAACGAAGGACAAAAUAUCUGAUGUGAAGACAGGCAGCCCCAAUCUUCUAACCCAUGUACAACCCAACUAAAUGUCUGUUCAUCAGGAGUGGUUCCAGAACAAAAGGUUCUGGUAGCAGAAGUGGUUCUUUACACAGUUGUGCUCCAUCAUGGUUCUAGAACUGAAUGGGGGGGGGGGGUAAACGUUUGUUUCAAGCAAAUUUUGGUUUUAAAAUAAAGUAUAGUUUGAAGUUUUAUUUUAAAUAAUCUCCAAAUGAAAGUCAUGUGACUUCAUCAAGGAAUAAAUACAUUGUAAUACAAAGUGCUAAUGAAUUAAACAUUUAAAUCAAAUGUCGGGAGCUUACAACUGUUGUAUAAGGUUCUUCAUCAUCUUCAAAUUAAAAUACCUGCAGAUAUUUGGAGUUAAUUUAGAUGACAGCAUCCAUCAGAUUUUCAGAUUUCAGAAAAUCAGAAAAUUUUCAGAAAUCAGAUUUUUUUAAAUUUUUAAUCAAACUCAAAGCAAUUAUUAAAAUUGUGUUCUUUUCUGUUAUUCUUUGCAAAUAAUUUCACAGUUACAACUGUAAGUUGACUUGGACAAAGCUUAUCUCACAUGAAAAGAAAUUACGGCAGUGACGAUUUAUCAUUUUCUGGGAAAG
This is a messenger RNA of Patiria miniata (bat star), 1623 nucleotides long. RefSeq names its product aqualysin-1-like. Gene Ontology annotation, biological process: proteolysis. Lineage: Eukaryota; Metazoa; Echinodermata; Asteroidea; Valvatida; Asterinidae. The record is from RefSeq and is a predicted model, not a curated record. Gene Ontology annotation, molecular function: serine-type endopeptidase activity. Bases 1 to 1059 code for a protein of 352 amino acids. The transcript has 8 exons.